This is a messenger RNA of Penicillium manginii, 1011 nucleotides long. Its product is annotated as putative cell wall organization protein/glutathione transferase (Gto3). Gene Ontology annotation, molecular function: glutathione transferase activity. NCBI's taxonomy places the organism in Eukaryota, Fungi, Ascomycota, Eurotiomycetes, Eurotiales, Aspergillaceae. Bases 1 to 1011 code for a protein of 336 amino acids. The record is from RefSeq and is a predicted model, not a curated record. The transcript has 3 exons. Gene Ontology annotation, cellular component: cytoplasm.
AUGUCCACGAGUACCAAGCAAAUUCACGAGCCCGGCACCACCGACGGGUGGCAUGGCGUCAUACCAAGCACUGAAUUCCCCGUCGAAAAAGAUCGCUAUCAUCUUUACAUCGGCUACUUUUGUCCAUUCGCACAUAGAGCAAACUUCGUGCGCCACCUAAAGGGCCUUACCGACUUCAUUGGCCUCAGUAUCGUGAUGCCGUACCCGAAAGGCGAUUCCAAAGGCUGGCCCGGAUGGCGAUUCCCUGCAUCUGAAGACGAGUAUCCCGGUGCAACAGUCGAUCACCUUUUCGGAGAGGACUAUCUGCACAAAAUCUAUUUCCGCGCCGAUCCGGACUACAAAGGACGGUAUUCGGUACCUUUGUUGUGGGACAAGAAAAGCGGCACAAUUGUGUGCAAUGAAAGUGCGGAGCUUCUACGCUGGCUGCCAAAGGCAUUUGAUCAGUUCCUUGAGCCAUCGGUCGCGUCAAUCGAUCUGUACCCGGUUCAUCUACGAGCACAAAUCGACGAAAUCACACCAUGGAUGCAGUCCGACGUGAACGCCGGUGUCUACAAAGCCGGAUUUGCGAACACGCAGGAAGACUAUGACAAGAACGUCGUUACUGUCUUUGCUGCGUUGAAUAAACUCGAGCGCCUCGUCGUUCAGAAUGGCGGUCCGUUUGUACUCGGGAAAGAAAUCACCGAACUGGAUAUUCGACUGUAUGCCACACUGAUUCGCUUUGAUACGGUCUAUGUUCAACACUUUAAAUGCAAUCUCGGCACUAUCCGGCAUGAUUAUCCUGUCUUGAAUAAUUGGUUGAAGGGGAUGUAUUGGAAUGUCGAUGCAGCCAAGGCAUCGACGGAUUUCAAGCAUAUCAAGGAAAAUUAUACCAAAAGUCAUUAUGAUAUCAACCCCAAGGCUAUUACGCCAAUGGGCCCUUUCCCCGAUGUUGAAGAGGGUUUCGAGGAUGAUUGGGCUAAGUUGAAAAGUGGAGGAGUCCUGCACCCAGCAGUUGUGAAAUCUCGAAUUUGA